Messenger RNA from Laccaria bicolor S238N-H82, 1515 nucleotides. RefSeq lists its product as uncharacterized. NCBI's taxonomy places the organism in Eukaryota, Fungi, Basidiomycota, Agaricomycetes, Agaricales, Hydnangiaceae. The transcript has 9 exons. The coding region runs from base 1 to 1515 and encodes 504 amino acids. The record is from RefSeq and is a predicted model, not a curated record.
AUGUGGCCCUCGGGACUCGGGACUCGGAAGUCACCGUAUGUACCACACGACCACGCUCUCAGUGGGCAUAUUCUUCGAUUCUGGAACUCUGCAUCAUCCUCCCUGCCACUUCACCGCAGGGUAAAGUCAGGCACUGGCAGCGCUCGUAACUGUGGUUGUUUUGGUUGGAAUCCCCACCAAAUUACUUUGAAAUUACUGGAAGAUAAUAUGGACUGGAAGUUUAGUCCUACCCCUCUCUCGGUUGCCGGUUUCAAGUUCAAUUUGCAAAAAAAUGUUCGCGCUUGUUUUCUUGCUCGGAUUCUCCGAGCUAUCCCUUGCGGUGUACACUUUCCAUCGCAAAUCGAGAUCUACGACUCUUUCAUGCGUCUGUGGCCUUCUGUGGCUGUAGUUGAACCAUCAACUCACUCGAGUAUAUAUAUGAUGCGGCCUUCAUAUCCCUCUCAAUUCCGAUUAAAUUGGGACGGGAUAUGGGCAUUUUCACUAGUCCGCAAUCUGUCACACCAAUUCCAAAGGCGCCGCGCGCGGGCGGCCCUCUAUCAGAUGGGAUCUUCACAUUCGAAGUCCAAGGGUUUUAAGGCAUCAACAACUGUUGAAGAACCCGCGACCGUCACUACCGUCAAGAAAUCGAAGCGUCGCGACCAUCCACUUGAAUGGGAGGUGUUAUACUUGCGGCGAUGCUUGCUUUUCUAUAUUCCCGUUGAGCUGGUCGACCUGAUCAUCGAUCACGCUCAGUAUUGGCCCCGGACCUCUUCGUCAGAAUACAAGCCUGAUUUCAAUAGGCUCUCUGCCACGAACGAUUCACCCAAAAACAAUUCACAUUGGCUCUACGUACUGGUUGAUUUGGAAGAAAGGGAACGAGAGAUACAGGAAUUCCGAAAGAAGUUGUUGCCAGUGGGGACGAAGAAGUGGAAUGGCUUGAAGUUUAGCAGGAAGGAGAAAGUAUCGAGUUUUCUGCUGCCAAAGGCGAUACGGAAGGUGAAGAAGGUGGUGUUCAGGAUUUGGAGUCAUGACCAAGGAUGGGGGGCCGAACCGAAUGAACCCCAUUUGACAGGUCCUAAGAUUCUGUUAAUAAUCGUUCAAUAUGGAUCGCUGACCCCCGUCUUUACAGCUUAUGAAGGAUCCUUCACAUGGUUCGAAGCUGCGAUAUGUCCAAGCGAAGAAUUGAAGCCAGGUCGGCCUUUAUGGGAGAUAGAGUACCCUGUUUCGGCAGACGUAGCCGACCCGCUCACCCUUGCCCCAAGAAAGGCGGGUGAAUGGAAAAUUUGGCAUUUACAGAGUAAUGUUCGUGCUUCGCCGUAUGAAGCCCUGCACGAAAUUGUUUGGACAGACAGGGACGAUGAUUCCCAACCUGCUACAUCUUGGAAUCUAAAAAAGACCGGUAGUGGCGCUGGUACCGGAUUCGUGCGCUCGAUUCAACCUCGAGAUGUAAUCGCCGUGGUCGCCAGAGCGAGGUUUCCUGGUUGGGCGAAUUACGUUCGCAGAGUUGAGGUGGAGAUGUUUUACACUAUUUCUUAG